Messenger RNA from Neltuma alba, 1381 nucleotides. RefSeq names its product PHD finger protein Alfin1. The transcript is spliced from 5 exons. Gene Ontology annotation, cellular component: nucleus. The record is from RefSeq and is a predicted model, not a curated record. Gene Ontology annotation, biological process: regulation of DNA-templated transcription. NCBI's taxonomy places the organism in Eukaryota, Viridiplantae, Streptophyta, Magnoliopsida, Fabales, Fabaceae. The coding region runs from base 390 to 1148 and encodes 252 amino acids. Gene Ontology annotation, molecular function: histone binding; transcription coregulator activity; transcription cis-regulatory region binding.
UGCAGGAGAGAAGCCCAACUGUCUCGUCACUCGCCAUAGUGGCAAGCUUCCACUCUUUUCUCAAGUCUAUAUUUAUGUCUCUGCAAUGCUUCUUUUCCGUUUCGAUCACUCCUCUCCUCACUUCCUCUAGAUUCUCUUUGGAUCCGCAGUGUCCCGUCUCCCCAAAUCUGCUGGAGUUUGAGUAAAAAAGAGGAGAAAAAACCCUAGGCCUAUAACUAUUGCGAGCGACAGAAAACUUAUUCAAUUUUGCUUUUUGCUUGAAUUAUUUGGGGAUUCUGCGUCAGAAGGAACAUUUUGUAGUUCUUUACUGGAAUUUGAACUGGGAUUUUUGGGUUGGGCGUAUAUAAUAGUUGAAUUCGAAAAUUUUGUGCUUCCUGUUCUGAGUGAUUAUGGAAGGCUUGUCGUCGCAUCCCAUACCUCGAACAGUAGAGGAGGUUUUUAGCGACUUUAAGGGCAGAAGAGCUGGAAUGAUUAAGGCCCUUACUACGGAUGUCGAAAAGUUCUACCAGCAGUGCGACCCUGAGAAGGAGAACUUGUGUCUAUAUGGAUUUCCUAAUGAAACAUGGCAAGUGAAUUUGCCAGUUGAGGAAGUGCCUCCUGAACUUCCUGAGCCAGCUUUAGGUAUAAACUUUGCUAGGGAUGGGAUGCAAGAGAAGGACUGGUUAUCACUUGUUGCAGUUCACAGUGACUCAUGGCUGCUUGCUGUUGCUUUCUAUUUUGGUGCUCGAUUUGGCUUUGGUAAGAAUGAGAGGAAAAGGCUUUUUCAAAUGAUAAAUGAUCUCCCAACGAUAUUUGAAGUUGUGACAGGAAGUGCCAAGCAAUCAAAGGAUCAUUCAGCUGCUCAUAGCAAUGGUAGCAAAAGCAAAUCAAGUGGGAAGUCUCGCCAAUCUGAGUCACAGGCCAAGGUAGUGAAGAUGUCACCACCACCCAAAGAAGACGAUGAGAGUGGAGAAGAAGAUGAAGAUGACGAACAAGGUGCAACGUGUGGGGCAUGUGGCGAUAACUAUGCAAAUGAUGAAUUCUGGAUCUGUUGUGACGUGUGUGAGAGAUGGUUCCAUGGAAAAUGUGUCAAGAUUACUCCUGCUAAGGCUGAGCACAUUAAGCAGUACAAGUGCCCAAGCUGUAGCAACAAAAGGGCUAGAGUCUAGAAGCUCUCAAUCACUGAUUGAACAAAACAGACAAGGUUCAGAAUGUUUGAUAACAAAUUUAUCUAGAUGUGAACUUUAAUGAUUUUGCAGACAGAAUGUCAAGUUUUGCUAAUGUUAAUUUCUAAAUCCUACUUCGUCUAAUCUUUUUGAGAAUUGUCUGUUGAAGUAAAACUUGCCUACAAAGAUGUUGUCAUCAAUAUAUUCUGUAGUGCUGAUGAUCAGCCUAAUUAGCA